AUGUUCUCGUUGCUUCCGACGUCCCUGCUAGCCCUCCUCCUCUCCUCCCCGGUUCUCGCGGGGCCCACGACGCCCAAUGAUCUCUUCCGGCCCAUCUCCCUCCAAGCACCUAAACGCACGGAGGAGCCCGUGUGCUGUCUAAGGCCACUUCCGCCGUUGGAGCCGCCCCCGUCCGAGGACGAUCUGCUCCCCUCGUUUGAGGACUGGAAGACAAAGCAUCUCUCCGACCCCAAGGACCAGGAUGGACCCCCUCGACCAGCCCGCACGGAGAACCUUUCCGCCGAGGCGAACGGCAGCGCCGACCCCGCGCAUUCCUCGCACCACGCCUCUGACGUCCCCGUCGUCGACACCGCGGACGGCACACUGGGCGACGCACCCGCGACGGCGCCGCCGCCGUUUCGCGUGCCCAUCCCGACGAAGGACCGGUUCAACUACGCCUCGCUCGACUGCUCCGCACGGGUGCACGGCGCGCACAAAGGCGCCAAGUCCGCGUCGUCGAUCCUGUCGAGCAAGAAGGACCGGUACAUGCUCUCGCCGUGCAGCGACGCGCACCGGUUCGUCGUCGUCGAGCUCUGCGAGGACAUCAGGAUCGACACCGUCCAGCUCGCGAAUUACGAGUUCUUCAGCGGCGUCUUCAAGGACUUCACCGUCAGCGUCGCCAAGCAGUACACCGACGACCCGGCGCACAUGACGCACGCGGGGACGUUCCGCGCGAAGAACGUGCGCGGCGUGCAGACGUUCCACCCGCCAUCAACGCUCCGCGAUUUCUACCGCUUCAUCCGGAUCGACUUUCGCUCGCACUACGGGAACGAGUACUAUUGCCCCGUCUCCCUCCUCAGGGUUUAUGGCCUCACGCAUCUCGAAGAAUGGCAGUGGGAGACGUGGGAGGAGGAAAGCCGGGCGAGGCGGUCGGCGGAAGAGGCAAGUUCUCUCGUCGACGUCAGUGCGGAACCUCCGAAACCAGUGCAUACACCCACCUCCGACACACCCCACGACUCCAACGAGACCGACGCGGCUGCCCCGUCCUCGGAUCCGGCAGACCCACUCACUAAUGCCGGUGGCUCGUCAAGAGAAAUCCUCGAGUCGCUCCAGUACAACCUCUCUACCCCCAUACCGGACCCUUCCCCGCACACCACCAUGGAAACCACGUCUCUCAUCAAAACCGUCUCCGACAUUCACGACUCCGCACGUUCUCAGUCCGACACAUUGUACAACACGCAUGUAUCAUUAUCAACCGCCUCGUCCACACCCACUCCACGGUCCUUAACAACUCGACCUCUGCAACCGUAUUUAUCGACACGCAACAUACUUCGGAUUCUCCUUCCUCCUCUCGCUCCUCAGUCUCUACGGAUGGCCACUCUAUCAUCUCUAUCACCCCUUCCUUGUCGCCCCCAGCCCGCCCACACCAACGGGGGCGAGUCUAUUUACCGCCUUAUUAUGAACCGGCUUACAGCGCUCGAGGCCAACACUACUCUGUAUGCCCGAUACGUCGAGGAGCAAACGGCAGGCAUGCGUGAGGUGCUCCGUCGGCUCACGGAGGACAUUGGUCGGCUGGAGGGUAUCAAGGCGCAAGCACAACUGUACCAGCGAUCCGUAGUCGAGCUUGAGAAGCAGACCAGACGGCUUGAGAAAGAACAGCACGAUCUACUGUCGAAGGUGGAGAACUUAACGGACGAGGUUCUUCUUGAGAAGCGCCUCGGCAUUGCGCAACUCUGUCUCUUGCUUACCGUCCUCGUCUUCAUGGCCCUGACGCGUGGCUCGCGUGGUGAACACGCCUACCGGAACAACGCCGUGCGUGAGUGGGGCCGCCGUACGCUGAGCUUCAGUGGCGGGCUCGUCAACCGCCUGCGCACCCGGAGUUCCACCCCUCCCCGUCUCACUAUUACCGGUGACCCCGACACCCCCCAGCGACCCCGCCGCGCCCACCAUCUGCACUUGCACCCUGUCGCGCGUAAGGCCAGCGGAACCGCCCUCACUCGCCCGCACACCCCCAUCUCGCUCCGCACGCCCACCUCCCGCCACCUCGCGCACCACCGUUUCGCCGCGCCGACGUCACCCAUCCGCCCCGGGAUGCAGCGCUCGAACUCCGGGUCGCUCUCCCUCGGCUUCGGGGGCGUGGGGCCCGUCCCGAAGAGCGCGAAGCGGUGGGCGCGCAGCGCCCACCUGCACGAGGUCAAGGCGUCCCCGCACCGGAGCGCGCUCGAGCUCGACGACACCGCGACGCCCGUACCUUCCACCUCCGCGUCCGCGUCCACGUCGUCGUCUCGGAACGCCACCCCGAACUCGGGUGAGCGGCACGGGGACGCGUUCGACCCGACCGCGGAGGGGCAGGUCCUCGUCGUCCCCGCCGCGCUCUCCGCGUUCGACGCCGGGACGGGCACGCUCAGCAGAAGCAAGGGCAAGCUCGUCGCGCGGGGUCUCCGCCGGCCGGCAGGGCCUCCCCCGGCAGAGGGUGACGGCGAGGCGAGCGACGCGUGGGUGGACACGGACGGAGACGACGGCGAGACUGAAGGCGAGUUCGUGGACUCUUGUGUCCGCUGCUUUCGUCUACCAUAG
Molecule: messenger RNA, 2556 nt
Organism: Epithele typhae
Lineage: Eukaryota; Fungi; Basidiomycota; Agaricomycetes; Polyporales; Epitheliaceae
Product: UNC-like C-terminal-domain-containing protein
Exons: 6
Coding region: 1-2556 (851 amino acids)
Biological process (GO): protein folding in endoplasmic reticulum
Cellular component (GO): membrane; cytoplasm
Source: RefSeq, a predicted model, not a curated record